AUAUAAACAAAUGUUUGUGUGUCUGUGCAAUUAGUAUAAAUCCGUACUGAAUAUUUUUACCCAUAAUCAAAGUGAAAACGGUGCGAGAUGGUCGUGGAGAGCAAGAGGAAGGCAGAGGAAUCGGCCCUGGUGCCGGUCCAGAAGAAAUCCCGCACAGAAAUCGCCGUUUCCAGCAAUAAAAAUAAACAAUUGCAAACCCAAAUUACGCGAACAUCCAAUUUGUUCGCCCCAAUCAUGCUGCUCGAGGGACACGAGGGUGAUAUAUUCACGAUGGACUUUCAUCCCGAGGGACAGUACUUGGCUUCCUCAGGUUUUGACCGCAGAAUUUUUAUGUGGUCGGUGUAUGGAGAAUGUGAGAAUGUGUCGAUGAUGAGUGGACAUACAGGUGCAGUCCUUCAGUUGAAAUUCUCGACUGACGGGGCUAAUAUUUACACGGCGAGUACGGACAGCACUUUGGGGCUUUGGGAUAUAUGCACAGGGCAGAGGAUGAAAAAGUACAAAGGGCACACGACAUUUGUGAACUGCCUCAAUGUGGCGAGGAGAGGACCGCAGACGAUCGUUUCGGGAAGCGAUGAUGCCACAGUGAAGUUGUGGGAUACGAGGAAGAAAAAUUUCAUUUCAUCCAUUGAUAAUUCAUAUCAGGUGACUUCAGUUGCUUUCAAUGAUACAGCGGAGCAGGUGUUUAGCGGUGGUAUUGACAAUGAUAUCAAAGUGUGGGAUGUGAGGAAGAACGAGCUUCUAUACACAAUGAGAGGUCACACGGAUACAAUCACGGGUUUAACGUUGAGCCCCGACGGUUCGUAUCUCCUCUCGAAUGGGAUGGACAACAGUUUAAGGAUUUGGGAUGUGCGACCCUACGCACCGCAGGAGCGCUGCGUGAAAGUGUUCGCAGGUCAUCAGCAUAACUUCGAGAAGAAUCUGCUACGAUGCAGUUGGUCGUCCGAUGGAACGAAAGUGAGUGCAGGCUCUGCAGAUAGAUUCGUUUACGUUUGGGACACGACGUCCAGGAGGAUCCUGUACAAACUACCCGGUCAUAACGGAAGCGUUAAUGACGUAGUAUUCCAUCCCAACGAACCGAUCAUCGCGUCCGGAUCUAGCGAUAAGCAAGUCUUCUUGGGAGAAAUUGACCCAUAGUCAGAGUUACGUGAAUCAACUAAAUACAUUUUCUUUUUUU
Nicrophorus vespilloides is the source of this 1174-nucleotide messenger RNA. Its product is annotated as U5 small nuclear ribonucleoprotein 40 kDa protein. Lineage: Eukaryota; Metazoa; Arthropoda; Insecta; Coleoptera; Silphidae. The coding region runs from base 88 to 1134 and encodes 348 amino acids. Gene Ontology annotation, molecular function: RNA binding; protein binding. The record is from RefSeq and is a predicted model, not a curated record. Gene Ontology annotation, cellular component: catalytic step 2 spliceosome. The transcript has 5 exons.